Puccinia triticina is the source of this 1086-nucleotide messenger RNA. RefSeq lists its product as uncharacterized. NCBI's taxonomy places the organism in Eukaryota, Fungi, Basidiomycota, Pucciniomycetes, Pucciniales, Pucciniaceae. Bases 1 to 1086 code for a protein of 361 amino acids. The record is from RefSeq and is a predicted model, not a curated record. The transcript is spliced from 3 exons.
AUGAACUUCUCCAGGUCCAUCGGUCAUCUCAUCAAGCGAACCCAAGGGCUGCCAGGCCAUCCAACUCUGACACGUAACGGCUAUAGUCGAAUCGACUGUCGUCCGUUCCAUUCGAUCAGCACAAGCGCCGGCCCAAGAGCGCCAAUACGAACGCUGGAAGAAAGCAUAUCAUUAGUUACGAAAAGAAACAUGUCGAGCGGAGCUGAUGACCAACCGAUCAGUUUUCCAGUCACGCCCUAUCCCAAAUCGCACCCGGAGCGGAAAAUCCGGACGGCAGCCUGCGUGAUCAUUGGGGACGAGAUCUUGAGCGGGAAGACGCUAGACACAAAUUCAAAUCAUUUUGCGGCGCUGUCCUUCAAGCUGGGCGUCCAUCUAAAGAGAAUCGAGGUCGUGCCGGACGAGGAAGACGUCAUCAUCAGUUGCAUCAGACGGCUAUGUGAACCCGAAGAUCAGUUCGAUAUGAUUAUUACCAGCGGUGGCAUCGGUCCUACUCAUGAUGAUAUUACAUAUCAAUCACUAGCCAAAGUGUUCGAUCCGAAGGGAGAGUUGGAAUACGAUCAAGAGACGAUAAGACGGAUGGAUGAAUACAACAGUCGAAGAGCGAGCACGGUGACUAAGACCGAAGAGCAAAGAAUUGCUCGUCAUCGAAUGGCCCUGUUUCCAAAAAACUACUCCAAAGUCUUGUUCGUCGAGCCCCAUCUUUGGGUCCCUGUCGUCUGUCUAAGGGAGAAAAUAUACAUCUUUCCCGGUGUUCCAAGUCUAUUCCAACAGCUCGUGCAGGCUCUGAUGUGCCAUUACAUCUCUCUUCCUCCGGAAACUGAUAAACCGCAUCGAGUGAUGGUCCAGACGAGACUGCCUGAAUCAAUCAUCGCGCCCCUCUUGACCCGGUUCUCGAACCAAUUCAAGGAAGAAAAACUUGAUAUCAAGCUCGGAUCCUACCCAAACCUAAUCACCGGAAUCGUCAGCAUCUCUUUGAUCGGGAUCGACCUCGAGAGACUCAACUCGUUUGCUCAGCUUAUUCAACUUGAAUUUGACAAGCUUUCUCAUCAAUCCAAUCUCAGUAGUAAUAACGAUAACAAGUUGUAG